Molecule: messenger RNA, 7176 nt
Organism: Danaus plexippus (monarch butterfly)
Lineage: Eukaryota; Metazoa; Arthropoda; Insecta; Lepidoptera; Nymphalidae
Gene: asp
Product: protein abnormal spindle
Biological process (GO): mitotic cell cycle; spindle organization; establishment of meiotic spindle localization
Cellular component (GO): spindle pole
Molecular function (GO): protein binding
Source: RefSeq, a predicted model, not a curated record
ACUAAACUUGUUUAAUUUGAAAAGAAACUUCAGUUCAGUUGAAGUUCGGUUAAAAUUUUAUGAUCGAGUUUAAAAAUAUGUGUGAAAAUUGAAUAUUGUGUUCAAAUGACCUAUUAAUAUUAUACAAUGUAUUUCGAAAUAGAGAAUACUCCUGAACAUUUAAAAAGGGCCCGGAAAAAAGAAGUCCUUCUUAGAUCUCCUAAGGAAGAGUGCCCGAGACUUAUUUUGGCACCGUUUUCGAAACCUCCUCAAGUUGUUUUUGACAAUGUUUUGAUCGGAAGAACCUGUGAAAGAACAUUAGAGGUUUUUAAUCCUUCAAAAUGCGUCCAACAGAUAAAAUUAGGAAAAGCAACACCUCCUGGUCUCGUAAUAUAUUUGCCAGGUGAAUAUUUGGAAGUUGAGCCAGAAACAUGUUACAAUCUCACAAUGAUGUGGACUCCGAUACAGCCGACUGCACUCAGGGAGACAAUACGUUUUGUUAACGAUGACAGGGGCAGAUAUGAUGUCUUUGUGGUUUUAAAGUCCAUUAUGAAUGUCAAAAGCAAGAAUAAUCAACCGAAGUUUAAAACAUCGCCCGGUAAAAUGAAGAGGAAGUCAGCCAAGAAGUCACCUGUCGCCGUAUAUAAAAAGAAAAUCGAAACAGUUUAUAAUACGACUAAAAUUAAAAAGACAAUACAUGUUGUUGAAUCUCAAGAGUAUCAAGUUCAUGCUAACACAGAGAACAUAUCAUACAACAAUUACUCUAUAGACUCCAACACCAAGAAAUGUCCGUUUGAUUCACCAAAUAGUGCAGAUUUAAAUUUCAAUACGACGGAAAUUUUCUCCAACAUACAAAACAACAAAGGUGUCCUGCAACAGACCUAUGAUAAAACUUACAGUACAGUAAGCAGUGACAAUGCUAAUAUACCGAAUAAUAUCCUGAAACCGUCCAAUAAACAGCAAAAUGAUUCAUCAGCUACUGACAUCUUCGAUAAUUUGACAUUCACACCAUUAAAAAGUCUUCCAUCCAAAAACGACAAACUGAACAAAGGACCCCAAAUUAUAUUAAGCAUGAAUUCAGACAGUGAUUUCGAUGAUAGCUUAAAUAUUAAGGGAAGUAAUAAGGAAAAUGAGACCCACUCCAUUUUAUGCAUCACAUCAUCCCAUCAACCGAACACAUGGCUGACUGUUAAUCACAUGCAAUACGAGAAUAUUAAUCAAUGCAACGAAACACCGACCCUACCAAACAAGAAAAUACCAAAUACUUCGUCUCCUAAAGAUAUAAACAGUCCGAACUUUUCUAUAAACACAGAUUUUUCAAGGAUCAGUGAGUUGUCCUUCUUUCCGCCGCGAUUUUCAACAGAGAGGAAAAUAAUUCCAAAAUUAAAUUCUGACACUCACGAUCUUAUUGACGACUCCAAUGUGAACGUGAGAUUGAGCUCCGACACGUAUACAAAAGACUCGCCAAACACGCCAUUCGAUCAGCAAGUAAAUCAAAUGUAUAUAGACUCGAAACAGCAUUUUAUGAGAGAACAAAACGCUAAGAUGUGUCGUCAAGCACUUUUCAAGGAGUAUCAAAGAGAGAUGAUGGAAAAGAACCAUCCCGCCAAACCUGACAAUUUUGUUUGGCAUCAAGAUUUAAGAUCGGAUAUAAGAUCCCCACCGAGAUCACUCUCGCCCCCUCUGCAGUCGAUACCUGAAGAAAGUGUGCAGUUUUCAGAGACACAGCCAUUUGACAAAACCGAAAAGCAGACAGCAACAUUCACCAUUGACUGCACAUUUGAUAAAACCAAUAAGUCGUCUAUCAUAAGACAAAAUUCUUGGUCAAAGAAGGCCUUAAGAGUAGAACCAGAACUAUGGAAGAUGCCUGUACCAGUGGCAAAGAAACCCACAAACCGAGCCGUCAAAGGGAAUCAGACAUUCGAGGCUAACAAAACCACGAAUAUCUCACUGAAUCAUGUUGGCAACGUGUACUCGCAAUCAUUAACACUCGAUCCUUUUUUAUCAACAACAUACUUCUACGACGAAGGGGCUGUAGAAAAGUUCGAAAAAGAAUUCAAACGUUGGCUGAACUGCAUUCUCACUCCACCAGCAGAUCUCGAUAGUAACGUGGAACAAAAAAUAGACGUGGGCAAAGCUUGGAUAGAAAAUAGGAAUAAGGAGGUUCCAGCGGCGCCGACCAAGGAACAAGUGUGCAGCUUGUACCACAACAGCCAUAGAUUAGAGAGCUUGAGACGAUCAGCGCGAGCCCUUCUGCUGUCACCGGAAAUAUGUCAAGUAUUCACCAAACUACACGUGCAAAUAGAAAAGAAAUUGAUAGCUAUACGCAGCGACAGGAAUCUGCAUUUAGAUGUGGGACUUCAGAAGAUUAUAAUGGAACUUUUGCUCUCCUACAACCCUCUCUGGCUGCGUAUAGGCCUGGAAGCCAUCUACGGUCUCGUAUUGCCUCUUAAGUCGAACAGCGACAUUGAAGGAUUGACCACUUUUAUCGUACACAGAAUGUUUAAGAAUCCAAAUCUCAAAAGCAAAAAUUCCAAAUCGCGAACACCAAAUAUGCUUUCACCGGCUUACAUGGAUGCUAUCAAGAAAUACACACUCAAAAAGUUCUUCAUGCUAGUAUUCUUCUUGGAUCAGGCGAAACAGAAGAAGCUGAUUUCACACGAUCCGUGCCUGUUCUGUAGGAACGCUAUUUGUAAAGAAAGUAGGGAGAUUGUUAUAAGGUUCACGAGAGAGCUGAUCGCUGGUAUCGGGGAUAUAACUAAACACCUUCGUCCGCUGGGCUACGUGGUCAGCCACAAACAGUCCUACUUGGACGAAUACAAAUAUGCCGUUCACAACAUAGCUAUCGACAUAAGAGACGGAGUUAGAUUAACAAAAGUCAUGGAGAUUAUAUUGAUGAAGAACGGCUUGCUGCAUCAGCUGCGAACCCCCGCUAUAUCCCGUCUACAAAAGAUUCAUAACGUUCAAGUGGCAUUGAAUGCUUUGAAAGAGGCCGACUUCGUUAUACUCGGCGACAUAACAGCAACUGACAUAGCCGAUGGUCACAGAGAGAAAACAUUGUCUCUGUUGUGGCAAAUCAUACACGUGUUCAGGGCGCCAUUGUUUGAAAAAGCAGCAAACGUUAUACAGACGUGGUGGAAGAAGAAAUACGAGGUCAUCGUCGAGAAGAAAAGGGAGCAAGAAAGGAUUAUCGCUAAGCAAAAUUACGCUGCGAGCAUUAUUCAGUAUUGGUGGCGCAGGAUCAAGUAUAACCGUAUGGUUGAAUAUAAAAUGUACCAAGUGACUAUGGCCACUAUUGUGAUACAGAAGUACUGCAGGAUGUGGUUGUGUCGUAGCCGAUUGAGGUCAUAUAAAACCAGCGCUUUGAAAAUUGCUAAUUGGUACAAGAAUAUGAAAUUAAUACGUCAAGCCAAACAGGAUUUGCUUAAGCUACGACUGCGGAGGCAAGAAUUGGAAAGGCAAUCAGCUAUAAUCAUACAAACCACAGUUAGACGGUGGCUGUGUGUGAGGAACUACGAGAUGAAAAGGGCGAAAAUUAUCCUGCUUCAAAGCAUCAUUCGCAGAUUUUUGGUCCGGAAAUGGUAUAUCAGUCUAAGAAAAUCCGUUUUGCAAGUCCAACAAAGAUUUAGAGGGAAAUUACUGAUGAGGAAAGAAAUGAAAGCAUUUGCAGAUAUUAAGAAAAGCGCCGUCAUAAUUCAAAGCCAAUUUAGAAUGCUGAGGUCGCGGAAGCAACUCAUCACACUUAAGAAAUCUGUUGCAACAAUCGAAACUUAUUACAAAGCUCUGAUUGGCAUGAGGAUUGAAAGAGAACGCUAUUUAAAAUUGAAAAAUAUCGCAAUUAAAUUGCAAUCGAAUUAUAAAUGUAAGAAAUCACGUGCGGAAUAUUUACGGCAACGUAAUCUCAUAAUAUCGUUACAAAGGAAGCUUCGUGCGCUCCUUGCCAUGAGAGAGGAGAGAAGUAAAUUUAUACGAUUGAAAAAUGCAACAGUCACACUUCAAAACAGAAUGAGAUCAUAUUUGUCUAUGAAGAAAACAAAAGCGCAGUAUGAAAGAUUGCGAAAAUCAGCUAUAAUAAUUCAAAGAGCUUUCAAAUCUUACUUACAAAUGAAAUUAGAUAGAAACGAUUAUCUCAAACUUCGAAGGUCAGCGAUUAUAUUACAGACGCGCUACCGUAGUCUGCUGGCUAUGCGUCGUGACAGAGCAAGUUACUUAAAAAUAAAACAAGCGACUGUAGUCAUUCAGACAAAAUACAGAGCAAUAAUUCUAAUGAGAGAGCAUAGAAGAAGAUUUGAUGAAUUAAAAAGAUCAGCGGUUAUAAUACAGACAAGGUAUAGAGCGACUAUUUUAAUGCGCUCAGAGAGAUCUAAAUAUUUAAAGAUGAAAUCAUCUUGUCAAAUAAUUCAGAAGUUCUACAGAACUUCUACACUUGCAAAACUCGAACGACAGAAUUAUCUCAAACAGAAGACAGCUGUAGUAAAAAUUCAGCAAUGGUAUAGAAGUAGGAAAAGAGGAUUGGAAGUUAGAACAUCAUAUGAAGCAUCUAAAAGAGCCUGUCUUGUUAUCCAGCAAACAUUCAGGGCUUACUUGCUAGGUAGAAAACAGAGGGAAAAAUAUCUUAAAACAAAGGCAGCCACUAUAUACAUCCAAAAAUAUUACAGAAGCGUCUUACUGACUAGAACCAUUAGAAAUAAUUUCGUCCAAAUUAAAACAUCCACUGUGACAAUUCAGAGAUACUAUAGAUCGUAUCUAGAAACUAAAAAACAAAGAAAUGUUUAUCUUAAAAUUAUAAACGCUACACGUGUCAUUCAAAACUAUUACAGGCGUUACCGAGCUAUGAGAACAGUGAGGCAGAAUUAUUGCGCACUUAAAUCAGCAGUUAUAUGCAUUCAAGAAAGAUUCAGAUGUUUGCGUUGUAUGAGACGAGACAGAUCUGUACAUUUGAGUUUAAAAAAAUCUGCUAUUGUGUUGCAAAGACGAUACAGAGCCUUGACAGCGAUGAGGAAAGAAAGGUCCGACUUCAUAAGAAAACGUUCAGCUGCAAUUUAUUUGCAACAGAAGUAUAGAGCUCAUAUUCUCAUGAAAGUAGAGAGGAUGCGGUAUUUAAGCAUUUUGAAUGCCUGCAAACUCAUUCAAACCUACUAUAGAUCGUACAGAGUUGCCGAUGAGCAAAGAAACAAAUAUCUAUUAUUAAAACAAAAAGCAAUUCAAAUUCAAUGGAGAUAUAGAGCUUUAAUAACAAUGAGAAAAGACAGGACCGCCUAUUCGAGUAUGCUGUCAGCAGCCAUCGUCAUUCAGAGAAGAUUCAGAGCUCAUCAGUUAAUGUUACAAGAGAAAUAUAAAUUUAAAAGUAUAUUACGAGCCUGCAUCAGCAUUCAACGGUAUUACAGAGCGUAUUUAGCGAAGCGCGAGCAGAGGAAAUGUUACGUUAGUAUGAAAAAUGCUGCAACUUUAAUUCAGACGAGAUACAGGAAUUUUAGGGAAACUAAGAGAUUACGUAGCCAUUAUGUUGCAUUAAGACAAUCGGCAAUUUUCAUUCAACGUCGAGUCAGAGCUAAAAAUCACGCUCGAGCACUAGCUCGUAAAGAGGCAGCAGAUAAAAUACAGAUAUGGUAUCUAUCUAUCAAACUUCGCAAUCAAUGCCGAUCACAAUACCUGAAUAUCAGAAGGAAUAUAAUUAUCAUACAAUCGCUCUACCGGAAGUAUUCCGCUCGAAAACAAUAUGUAAAGACGCAAACAGCGGCCAUAACUAUACAGAGAUAUUAUCGUUGUUACAAGUUAGCUAAGGCUGAAAGGGAAAAAUACGUCAACUUUAAGACUUCUGUAACUAAAUUACAAGCUUGCAUACGAUGCUUCGUAGACAGAAAACGGUACCUGCGUCUAAGAUCUGUCGCUCUUGUUCUGCAGGCUGUGCAUAGACUGAAAAAACACAGAGCUUUGCUGCAACAACAAAGAAUCAAUGCAGCUAUAUGCAUUCAAAAGAAUGCGAGGCGAUUCUUGGCGCAAUCGUGGUUUAAACGAUAUACCAGACAUGUGACGUUCAUUCAAAGACUGUGGCGAGGAAAGAUUAUAACGAGGGUUGUGCGUAGGGAUUUCUUACACAGGAAAGAAAUUAUCACUAAGAUACAGGCUGCAGCUAGAGGUGUCUUGGUGCGAAGACAAGUUGAAAAUAAAAAGGCGGAGAUCCAAAAGUUGAGAGAGGAGCGAAGAAGAAAUUGGGCUGCUUCUAAAAUACAGGCCCUGUUCCGCGGCCAUCGUGCUCGUAUGGCGGGUGACACUCGCGUGCGUCGGCUGCGUCUUCGUUGGCGGGCUGGCGGGCUACGCUCCACUCAGGAAUCUUUGGCAGAGAGAAAUGAGGAAGCUAUGGAUGUGCUGCGGAACAUGUCCGACAUUGAGACCGUCAUCAGAGCGUUCCGAUCACUCGAACUUCUCACGGAAGUGUUCCCGAUGAUGUACAACUCAAACGCAGCGUCUAUUGUACGCCGAGUCUAUGUCUACAUGUCCGUUACAAACAGAUCUAUUUCUAGCAUAGAGGUAUUGAAAUCUGCUGCCUCGGUCCUAGUUAAUUUGACCAGGUAUAGAGUAACGGGACCCAAAAUAUACGCUAGGGAACGUAUUCCACCAGUGCUAAAGUUCAUGUGGCGAUUUAGUAACAGUGAAACGACAUUGUUUUGUAUAUUGGCAACUUAUUUGUGGCUAUUUUCUAAAUACGAUGAUGUUAAGAAGGAUUUGACCGAGUUUCUGCAAAUGGCAGAAAAUCACAAGAUGUUAGUUACUAUUAAGGGCAACGUUAACAGGAUGAAGAGGAUGACUAGUAACACUAGAAAUAAAUUCAGUACACCGCAGCCAACUAGAUUCGUGUCCCAUACACUAAACCAAUCGGUGAGAGCUAGUGUUAAUACUAGCCACUGUGGUUAUGAGAGCUCUUUGCUGCCGGCCUUGGAACCGGAUUACGGCAUUACCAGAGCUGAUAAACCCCGCUACUUUGAAGACGCGCAAGAAGCAAUAAACUGCCUCUUCGAGACUUAUAAACUUUAAGUUUUAUGUAAUUUGUGCCUAUAAUGUUAGUGACAUGUUUAAAAUUAUGAUUAUAACUAAUGAUAUUAUUAAUGAUAUUAUUAACCUAAUUAUGUAUAAUGUUCUGUGAAUUUUUACGGUUUGUUACGGUCACAAUUAUUAUUUAUUAAAUAAAGUUUUAUA